Molecule: messenger RNA, 2138 nt
Organism: Mesocricetus auratus (golden hamster)
Lineage: Eukaryota; Metazoa; Chordata; Mammalia; Rodentia; Cricetidae
Product: translation initiation factor IF-2-like
Exons: 3
Coding region: 1-1113 (370 amino acids)
Source: RefSeq, a predicted model, not a curated record
AUGUCCUCGGAUGCCGGCCCGGUGUCCUUCGCCCUCCUCCUCCCGGAGUGGCGCAGUGAGGCGCGGGCACGGCGCCCCAGCCAGCGGCCGCAGGUGAGGCGGGGGCGGCAGCAGUCCCAGCCCUCCCCGAGGACCCUCCUCUUACCUCGCCUUGGGUCGCCGGCUUCCACGGAGAAGGGCGCCCACCCGGGAGGCGGCAGCGCCUCUUCCUACUUCCCCACCCACCCCACCCCCUUCCCCCGCCCACCGGCUCCCGAUCCCCCCCCCCCAUCCCGGCCGCGCGCCCUCUCGCCAGCCCUGCGGCCAGGCGGGGGCUGCGCUGGGGGUCCCCGGCCCGAGCCCGCGCCGCACCGCACCGCGCUCACCCCCCAGAGGAUGCUGGCUGCAACUUGGAUCCGGGGAGGGAAGGUCCUAGAAGCCGAGCGCCUCCCGGCUAUUUGCUCUUCUUUAUUUGUUUUCUCCUCCCGGAAAGGAGGAGGAAAGCGCAGAGAAAAGGAAAGGGAAGGACGGAAGCGGCGCGGGCCGCUGCUCCGGUGCCCUCUGGCUGCGCAGGAGGCGGGAGGCGAGAUACUUCUCACUACAAAUCGGCUCUCUCCAGGGAUUAGCGGCAACGCGAAAGUGCACACUGGCGCUGCGGGCAGCCGAGAGGGCCGGGCAAGGCAGGCACUCCCCAGCCCAGCCCCAUGCCACCCUGGAGGCUGUGGGGAGGCGCGGGGGUCCCGAAACCGGUGCGGUGACUCCACCCGCCCUCGCCUUCCUUCCUCCUCCGCCCCUUCCACGUGGGGCCCGCCACGUGGGGAGACGCGAGCUCCAGCGGGCCUGGCCACGAUCCCCCGGGUCGCCCCGGCUCGUAGGGCCCCACCACGCCCGCGCUGCAGACCUGCCCUCUACUCGGCCCCGAGGCUCCAACUUCCUCCUGGGCCCUGCGCAGGCCACCGGUGCCGUCCCAGGCCCGCGAGGUCAGGCGCGGGCCGGCCACAGGGGGCACUUGCGUUCCCCGAUCCCAGAUCCGGGAGACCGUACCGGCUGCGGGUGCGCGCGGAGACUGUUCUGUGUGCUGGAACUUGCCGCGGUGUGUUCGCUGUGAGAAGCCAAAUGUUUUUCCACAUUUAAAGUCUGGAUAGCUCUGAGGCUAUUUUGAAAGCCUUACCUUGGGUCGGGUCCCCAGCCUCUGUGAGGCCUUGGGGGCCCGAGGGUCACUUACGUGGUGCCCUUUCAUGAAUCCACUAGUGUCUCGGUGUUCUGGGAUUGGAAUCUGGACUCCCAACGACGAUGGGCCACUUCGGGCCGCGCGAGACUAGACAGCAUCUGGGCUGGAUUCUUUGGCCAUGACCUGCGACAUCCGAGCGCUGUCCCCGGAAAGGAGCCAGCUUCUUGCGCCCAGGGCCUCCCAAGCUUACUAACCAGACUUUAGGUGCCCGGCUUCUAAGGACCCCAGGGGCGCUGAGCAGUGCCCUUGGGUGCAAUUGUUUUUAAAUCUUUUUGGGUGCUAGAGACUUGAGAUGUUGGGCUGUAUGAUCGAGAGGAGGGGUCUAAUAUCACGACUUUGAAGGUCACAGAGACUGCCAUUCAGAGAGCCACUUUGCAUGGUGUGGCCUUCUACAGACUGGAGAAAUUUAUAGCCGGCAUGGGCCGCGUGAGGCCUCCGAGCCCCUGAACCCAUCGCUGUGCGUUCUGGAGAGCACUUUAUCUGGCCUGUUUGCUAAAGUGCACACCCAGAUGCCGCCCGCAAGACCUGCGAUGUGGGGUUUCUAUGAUGAUCGUUUUAUAGUCAAACUGGUUUUAAAAUAGUUUACCAAUUUUUCUGAAUGGCAACGCGGGAACGGACCCUCUCAAACACAAUAUGAUAGUUUUUACGUACCCCUAAUAGGCCUGGGGCUGCUCAGUCACGAAGUAGCUCACCAUCCUGAUUUCUCUGAGAGAAUUCACAGGUGUGCGUCCACCCCUGACCCCUCCAUCUUCCAGGGCUUUGUGUUCUCAUGGAUUCCUCUAAAUAGUUCACUGCUUCCCCAGAAGCUUCACUCCAAGGUCGUGGGGCCGAAGACCUGCUUGUAAACUGACUUUGUCGCAUACCCCAGACUCCUGUGCCACCAGUUCCUGUUUUAUGAGUUCCUUGGUCCUAAACUAUGGUAGUGAGA